AUGGUCUGCUCUGGGACAGCAGUGCUUUUCUCUCUGCUCGGUUCUGCACGCAGCACAGCCUCUCCGCCCGCCCCGCUGCCGCUGAUUGGCCGGGUUUGCACCGCGGGGUGCCGGCAGGCAGCUGCUGUCCGGUCUCCGGCUCAAGCGGGAACCAGACAGCUAAACAGCACCUGUGUCGGCUCAGUAGACAUGGAGCUCUUCCUCCAUUACUCCCUCAUCCCAUCAUUUUUCAUUAUUUUGAUCUUGUCCUUCCUCCAAAGAAGAGGCCAUUGUGGCCAGAGAGCUGACCCUUCUUACCUCCUGAGGAACCAUUUUGGCAUCAUCGUGCCUCUGGACUUCGUGGGCACAUUUAGUAAUCGAUGGUCUUAUGGAAUCGCCUUUGGGGCUACAGCCAAUAAGAUCAUGUUCUUAUUCUCAGAAGGCUACCAGCCCCUGCAGGUCCCGCAGUGGGCCCAAGCCUUUGUGCUUCUGAUUGGAGGCAUCGAAGUGGGUUUGUCCCACUUUCCCUUCUUUGCCUGCCUCUCAUCGGAGUUCCGCCUGGUCAGUGCCAUCCUCGGCUUCAGCUACUCUCUGAUGUGGUUUUCUGUCACCAUCUUUCACAUCACACAGUGUCCCCAUGGGCAGUUUGUGGGGAGGUAUGAGACCGUGGUGUUCUACUGGCCCUCGCUGCUGUGCCUCGCCUUCCUGCUGGGCCGCUUCCUGUACAUGUUCGUCAAGUCUCUGAGGGUCCAUCUGGGCCGGGAGCCCCAGGGCGAAGAAAAGCCUUUCCUGGAGGUUCACCAGGCAGAGCACGUCAAACAACUCCUAAGGAAGUCCUCACUGCAAGAGAGAAAAAAGUCUUGGUUCCAAACCAGGAUAUAUGAAUGGGAUCCCUACUUUCAAUUCCCAAGCAGAAUGAUUGGAACCACUGUGUUAGCUUUUGUUUGUCUAUACCUCUUCAUUGUCAUUGAGUUCUGCGUGUUUGUGUAUGUGAGGGAUGAACUGGAUGUAUUUGAAGGCUAUCUGGAGAACUAUGUCACUUCCAUGAAUGAUACAGGACCUCUGACUCCAAUCAUUCUUAACGUGAAAGAGUUCAUCAGUGUGGCCAAAGGGGUCUGGGUGGUGACGAUUUUGCCUGCUUGCCUCACUUGUGUGAACUAUCUAUUCCACAUUUUGGUCUGUUACAGAAAGCAUAUAAAGAGGCUAUGGUCAGGAAAUAAGAACUUUCUUCCCUUGAAGUUCCACAAUCCUUCUUCCUCGGAGAGUGUGGUGGCCAUAGCAAGGUAUUCUGGGUGGCAAAUAGCCUAUAUCCUGUGGGGCUACCUCGUCAUCCACGUGGUGCAGAGCCUGUGUGGCAUGGUGAUCAUGUACAGCCUGGUGCUGCCCAUCAUCCACAAGCGGGGCCUGGAGAUGCUGCGAGGCAUGGGCAUCGGCAUCCUCACCCUAUCCAUUGUCGUGGGUCUCAUGCUCCUGCAAAUGUGGAUCGCUGCCAGCUUCUUCCUGCAGCCAAAGAUGGGCACAGCUGACCUGCAGAAGCCCUUGGCUCUCAACAACAGGAAAGCAUUCCACAACUUCAACUACUUCCUGUUCUUCUACAAUGUGCUGCUGGGCUUGGGCGCGUGCCUCUCCAGGCUGUUCAUCAGCUGCAUCCUGGGCACCUGGCUGAUCGCUCGCAUCGACAGAACCAUCAUGCAGAAUGGCUACGAGAGAGCAGACUUGGGGUUCAGCACAUGGAUUGGCAUGCUCUUUGUGGACCAUUAUCACACCAACCCUGUGCUCGUCAGUUUUUGUCACAUCCUGAUAACAGGCCACAGGGAGAGGAAGCUGCAGCAUGCCAUCCGAUACUGGUACCUGAACCAGUCACCAGGUCCCCGAGUCUCGGCGCGGUCCAGGACAAGGUGGCUCCUGCUGCAGACUCUGAUCAACAAUCCCAGCCUCAUCACGCUCAGAAAACCGAAAAGGUACAGCUCCCGAGAGUUUACCCAGAUUCUGCUGGCAUGCUCAGAAGGCUGA
Elephantulus edwardii (Cape elephant shrew) is the source of this 1992-nucleotide messenger RNA. Its product is annotated as stimulated by retinoic acid gene 6 protein homolog. Lineage: Eukaryota; Metazoa; Chordata; Mammalia; Macroscelidea; Macroscelididae. The record is from RefSeq and is a predicted model, not a curated record. Bases 1 to 1992 code for a protein of 663 amino acids. Gene Ontology annotation, biological process: vitamin A import into cell. The transcript is spliced from 18 exons. Gene Ontology annotation, cellular component: plasma membrane. Gene Ontology annotation, molecular function: retinol transmembrane transporter activity; signaling receptor activity.